GAGAGAGAGAGAGAAUGGCUACUCCAGUUGCUCCCCUCCAUCAAGAAGCUAGUGCUUCUCGUCUCAAAAUAACGAGUGUCAAGACUUUAGCUGAAUCUUCCAACCUCACUUCCAUUCCUUCCCACUACGCCUUCACCACCUCCACUUCCGGUGAUCAAGCCGUUCAUACCGAUCACGAUGACUCCAUUCCCGUCAUCGACUUCUCUCUCCUCUCCUCAAGCAAUUCCGACCAACGGUCUAAAGUCGUCUCAGAUCUUGCAAAGGCUUGUCAAGACUGGGGCUUCUUCAUGGUGAUCAACCACGGCAUGCCCGAGAGCCAAAUGAAGGCGACGGUGGAUGCAUUCAUGCGGUUUUUUGAUCUGACAGACGAGGAGAAGAGCGAUUCAGGGAAGAACCUGUUGAACCCCAUAAGAUGUGGGACGAGCAUCAAUACUUCGGUCGACAAAGUGCUCUUCUGGAGAGAUUAUCUGAAAGUGAAGGUGCAUCCAGAGUUUCACUGCCCUACCAAACCAGAAGGCUUGAGUGAAGUUUUUGCAGGGUACUCUAGCGCGGUCCGGAAAUUAGCUAGGGGACUGCUUGAGGGUAUAUCGGAAAGCCUAGGACUCGAAACGGGCUAUAUCGACAAGGCAAUGAACAUGGAAUCGAGCCUACAGAUAUUAACGGCGAACUUGUAUCCGCCGUGCCCACAGCCGGAACUCGCUAUGGGCCUACCUCCGCACUCGGACCACGGCCUGUUGACCAUCCUCAUGCAAAAUGGAAUUGGCGGCCUCCAAGUUAACCACGGCGAGGUCAACACUGGUGAUCACCUCGAGAUUAUGAGCAAUGGGAAAUACAAGAGCGUUUUGCAUCGAGCUGUUGUUAACAGCAAGGCUACAAGGAUGUCAAUCCCUCAAUCUAUUGGACCAUCACCCGACACUGUUGUCGCACCAGUGGAGCAGUUGUUGGAUGGCGAGAACAACCGUGCCAUGUACCUCGCGAUGAAAUACAAGGACUACCUGGAACUUCAUCUGAGCAAUGUACUCAAUGGGAAAUCGCGCCUGGAACGGGUCAAGAUAUGAUUUUGUGCAGCCUGAACUAUGAUGCUGUAUCCCUUAAAAAAGGGUCGUGUGAUUGGGUUCUGCUUCUAGACUGUUUGGACUCUUUGGAGUGCAGCCUUAUGGAACGUUUGAUACUAUGUAAUGCGAGGUCCAAGAACCAUAUAGCACUUAAAGCAUGUUAGCUGCUCCUUUUGCGAUGUAUCUUCUUGACAUGACAAAUGGAAGGGAGAGUUUCAUGUUGUCUGAUUAGACACCAUAAAUUUGUUGUGCUCUAUAAAAUCAUGGUGGUUGGUCAGCAUGAGCUAGCAA
Molecule: messenger RNA, 1346 nt
Organism: Eucalyptus grandis
Lineage: Eukaryota; Viridiplantae; Streptophyta; Magnoliopsida; Myrtales; Myrtaceae
Product: protein DMR6-LIKE OXYGENASE 2
Source: RefSeq, a predicted model, not a curated record